This is a messenger RNA of Adineta ricciae, 552 nucleotides long. The record is from the annotation of a GenBank genome assembly. Lineage: Eukaryota; Metazoa; Rotifera; Eurotatoria; Adinetida; Adinetidae.
AUGUCAUAUUUCGAUGGCGAACAAGGUCGCACUCAAGCCGAAACAAUGGAGAUUGCCGUUGCACUCAUAUGUCAACUUCCAUUGCAACAAGAGAAUUAUUUACGAAUAAAAAAGCAAGUCGACCAAAUUAUUCAUCGACAUGAGAUUUUAUUUACGGGAAUGGUUCGAAAACUUGAUUCACUAUCGAAAACAAUCGACAGGAAUGAAAUGAACCGGCAAGAUAUCAUCGAUGAUCUUCUCUGUCGCGAUUUAACAAGAAUCUUUAAUUGUUUAAUUCAAAACGAUAAUGUCACCUGGGGCAAAAUUAUUACUAUUUUUGCAUUUAGUACAUUUAUCGCAAGAAAACACAAUGAUAUUGCUGAUAGAAUUGCCUGUGUUACAGGCCAAUAUGUAGUCAAACGUUUAACAAGUUGGAUUCGAGAUCAUGGCGGUUGGGACAGUAUGGUUUUUAUGGAUUGUACAGCUGAUACUGAUAGUUUGAAUACACUUUUAACGUUUUCUUUGACUUGUAUCGGUUUAAGUUUAAUUGGUUUAUUUCUCGUCUUGCGCUAG